AUGUCAGAUUGGGGUGGGUUUUCGGACGCAGAACUUCGCCACCUCCGAAGUGGCGGCGAUUCAACAGCGACCAAAGCUAAACCAGCCUCGUCGAAAUCGCCGAAAAAGGCACUCGCCGCUAAAAAGACCUCAAAGCCAAAACCGCCGAAAAAAUUACCUGAUGAAGCCCUCCUCCCUACUAGUACAAACGCUGAACCAGCUAAACUGGAACCCAAAGAAGAGAUCCAAGUGAACAAAGUUGACACCUCAUCAAAUCAACCUGAAGUGCCGGAUUUUAUUGAAGAAGAAGUUGCCGAGCAAAAGAAAAAGAUGGAGAUCCAAGAAGUCGAGAAGAUUCAAAAAGAGAUGGAGGAGAAGAAUAAAAGGCGAAGAGCCGCUCUAGCUCAAGAAGUCAUCUCUCGGCAAAAGAAAGCUGCAUUGGAAAGCAAAAUGCUCGCGACGAUUCAGGAUGAAUUAGUUAAAUUGGAUAACCUACUUAAUGCGGACGUUGCCGUAAUCCGCGAUCAAAUCGACAAGGCUUGCGUAGAGUUUAGCGAAGCAAAUCGUCGAUUUCAAACAGCAGAGAAAGAGUACGUCGAUGCUAAGUUCGAUCUCCAGCAAAAAACUGAGACAAAGGACAACCUGACCGAGCAUCUCAUGGAUCUGAUCCAGAUGAACGAAGAGCGAAAACAGAAAAAGCUCGAAGAGUUGACAUUCAAGCUGAGCAUGGACCCAGAAAUCGUGGCGAAACGAGAGGCAGAAGCUGCGGAGAAACUCCGACUGGAACAAGAGGCGAAGGAAAACGCAAUCGCUGAAGCAAAGAAAAAAGCAGCUGAAGAAGCUGAGAAAAAUUCACAGAGCACUGAAGCACCUUCUGAAAACACUGAAGAGGCGGCACCUGCUGCCUCUCCGACGCCUCAAGAAAUCUCAAGAGAUCAACCUGCUCAAGACCUAUCAAAGCCUGCUGCUGAAACUCCAUCGAGCUAA
This is a messenger RNA of Oikopleura dioica, 966 nucleotides long. The record is from the annotation of a GenBank genome assembly. NCBI's taxonomy places the organism in Eukaryota, Metazoa, Chordata, Appendicularia, Copelata, Oikopleuridae.